This is a messenger RNA of Hyla sarda, 1598 nucleotides long. It is a transcript of the gene PROC, whose product is annotated as protein C, inactivator of coagulation factors Va and VIIIa. Bases 209 to 1537 code for a protein of 442 amino acids. NCBI's taxonomy places the organism in Eukaryota, Metazoa, Chordata, Amphibia, Anura, Hylidae. Gene Ontology annotation, molecular function: calcium ion binding; serine-type endopeptidase activity. Gene Ontology annotation, biological process: proteolysis; blood coagulation. The record is from RefSeq and is a predicted model, not a curated record. The transcript has 9 exons. Gene Ontology annotation, cellular component: extracellular region.
ACAGGCUUGCAGGAUUUGGAAGUUAGCAUUUUGUUUGCACAAAGAGGAACAGGACACUGGGUCAAUAUUUCAGGUUAUGGAUUAACCAGAAUGUGAUCCACCAUUUAUGGCUGAAAGCGAAGUCCUGAAUAAAUAGGUGGAAACCUACAAAUCUCAAAAGGUUCGGUUACCUCAAGAGCCUUAAGACGCUUUUUGGAUUGAUGUAAAGAUGAAUCAUUCACUUUAUUGGAAUAUUUUGUGGUUGGUUAUCCUGGGUAUUAUCCCACAGUGUUGUACAAGAUCAAUCUUUUUUAAUAGACAAGAUGCAAAUCGGGUGCUAAAGAUUCAGAAACGUGCAAAUUACGGUCUGGAGGAACUCAGACCGGGCAACCUAGAACGAGAAUGCUACGAAGAGAAAUGUGAUCUUGAGGAGGCCAAUGAGAUCUUUGAGACUCGGGAACAGACUCUCAACUUCUGGUCAGUUUACUUUGAUGGAGAUCAGUGUCUCUCAAACCCUUGUACAAAUGGUGACUGCAAAGAUGGAAUAGGGAGAUUUGACUGUAUCUGUUCCCAAGGCUGGGAAGGUAAACUGUGCUCUCAUGAGGUUGAGCAUUUCAACUGCUCCGUCAAUAAUGGAGGCUGCACCCACUUCUGUACAGAGAAGGAGAACAGUACCUUUCGUAUCUGUAGCUGUGCUUUAGGGUACAAGCUAGAUGAUGACUUUCGUAGUUGUAAACCAGCUGUGGAAUUUCCUUGUGGCAAAAUGAAAAUCUUCAACUCUGACUAUUCAGCUCGUCUGACUGGAGCAAAGAAAGGAAGAAAAGGAGAUAGCCCUUGGCAGGCCAUCCUAUUUAAUGACAUGAAGUUUCAAUGCGGCGGAGUUCUGAUUCGCCCAUCAUGGGUUCUAACUGCAGCCCAUUGUUUAAGACAGCCUGGAAAAUACGUUGUCCGGCUCGGUGAAUAUAAUCGUCGGUGCCUGGAAGAUACCGAGCAGCAAAUACGUGUAAAUAAAAUCAUUACCCAUCCUAAAUUCAACGCUGAGACUGUAGAUAAUGAUAUUGCGCUAUUACACCUAAUCCAGCCGGCUGUCUAUAACAAGUAUGUGUUGCCCAUUUGUCUACCAAGUUAUGGACUUGCUGAAAGAAACCUCACACUUGAAGGAACAGAGACCAUUGUCACUGGCUGGGGGAAUCAAGACGAAUCACAACGCAACCGAUCUCAAAUUCUCAGCUACAUACAGAUUCCUAUAGUACCUCACCAGAAUUGUUCUAAGGUCAUGCAAAACCGUAUAUCUAAUAAUAUGUUAUGUGCAGGAAAAUUGGGGGACAAUCAAGAUGCUUGUUCUGGAGACAGUGGGGGACCCAUGGUCACUCAGUUUGGAGAUACAUGGUUUCUUAUAGGAUUAGUGAGCUGGGGAGAGGGAUGUGGGAGGCUAGAUAAUUUCGGAGUAUAUACCAAGGUUAAUAACUAUCUUCACUGGAUACGUGAGCAAAUGACAAACUAUGAGGCAGAAGAAAAGAAAACAAAGUCACGUGCAGCUAAGUCACGACAAACCUGAGAUCUGAAGAUUCCCUGUAAUCUGUCAUCAUAGUAAAUGUGGUCUUGAAUUAAUCAUUUAA